This is a messenger RNA of Hyposmocoma kahamanoa, 1715 nucleotides long. Its product is annotated as apolipoprotein D-like. Bases 138 to 674 code for a protein of 178 amino acids. The record is from RefSeq and is a predicted model, not a curated record. NCBI's taxonomy places the organism in Eukaryota, Metazoa, Arthropoda, Insecta, Lepidoptera, Cosmopterigidae. The transcript is spliced from 4 exons.
CAAGUUACCGUACUAAAGCAGUCGAUGUUAGUCCAGUAAACGAAACGGUCCAGUGUUGUUCGCCAUCAGAAAAGUUGAAGGUUGAUUAUUGUUUACACAAACUUUAAGAAGAUACAUAGGACAUUGAAUUAGUAAAGAUGUCGGUUAUUCGAGCAAUCGCCGUGUUCCUUUGUGGGUUCCUGUCCCUAAGAGUAUGCAGAGCUCAAGUAUUGUUCCCGGGGGCAUGUCCUGAUGUUGCAGCUAUGGCUGACUUCAAUGCUAAUAGGGUACGUUACUGGCCAUCAUUCAUUAGAAAAGGCAAAAAUCUCCUAACAAUAAUUGGCAAUGUCAAUGAUUUCAGCACUGGUAUCCAAUCAGAGAUUCAAGGAGAAGCAAACCAAGUUAGCCGUUCUGAUGAAGGGAAACUCUCAGUCAGGUUUCCGUCUCUGCCAGUCAACUUCGCUGCCCCGUACUGGAUUGUCGAUACCGACUAUGAUAACUAUGCUCUUGUAUGGAGUUGCUACGACUUCGGGUUCUUCCAUACUCGCAAUGCUUGGAUCCUGACUAGAGAGAGAAAUCCGCCGCUAGCAACGUUGGAAAAAGUAUAUAUGGCCGCAGAUAAAAAUAACAUCAACCGAGCUUACUUCAUGAGAACCGACCAGAGGAAUUGUCCGGACAAUUACAACAAGGUGUAAAUUUAACUAAUUUUUGGAAUCAGUCCAAAUAUAAUUUUUUUAGCUAUACGACGCGAUACGUCAGGAGGAUUUGUCAAUUAGGUACAAACCAAAAAAAUAAUGAAGUCGCCCAAAAGCAAAUUUUUAUUCCAAUUAUUUGUUAAUGUGUAGAUUAUAGACUAAGUUGCAUAAUUGUUUCCGCAUUCGGGCAUAGUUUGCAUUAGUAAUUAAAUCGGCAAUAUGAAAUACUAAUACCACUUUUGACCUUGCACUAAUUCAUUAUAGAACCUGUACUAUUCAUUAUUAACAUCAAUAUCACAAAUCACAAACAAAAAAAUAAAAAUCUUCAUACGACCUCGUCUCUCGAGCGGCUGAACUGUAUAGAAGAGUUAAUUGUAUACUUUAUAUUGUAGAGUAGCUGUGUAAUAUACAAUAGUCACUAUUUUGCUACUAAAAUUUCUAUAACAGAGGUAACUUGUAAAACGUAUACUCAUUCAUCGAUAAGUUUUUCCUAAAAGUAGCGCCAGCAGUACGCUCUAGUGUGGCGAUUGUUGCAGCUCUUCAAAACACUAUUAUGCUACUGUUAUGCAGUUGAAAUGCGGAGAGUGCAUAAUAUUUUGCCUAAUGAUGUUAGGGCUGCUGCAUUAAGCCGAUAUUUCUAUCGGCUUAGAAAAUAAUUGAUUCGCUCUAAAACCCUUAUGCAGCAAAUUGAUGUUGCUUAGGCAGGACCUGCGCGCAUUUUGUUUCGAUAUAAUGGGUGUCUAAACAAUUCAAAGUAAGGACCGACUCAAGUUGACAGCUGCGCCAGACCUGCGUGAUUAUUGUUUAUAAAUAUAUGAAAUUAUGUAAUUUUUUAAUGUACUUUUAAUGUAAGUAUAUAAACGAAUAUUUCUACAGUGCAUUUAUUAACAUGCUAGUGCUAAUGUUAGAUGUAAAUUCAUGGCCAUUUUCAUGACCUUGAGAUGUAGUUUCAUGUGUUGUAGCAUAGUUUAUAUGUAAUUUACUUAUUUAUUAGAGCUUAUGAAAAUGGACACGACUUUUUUAUUAAAGUGAAUUUUUGAA